Penicillium concentricum is the source of this 1554-nucleotide messenger RNA. RefSeq names its product chromatin-binding transcription regulator ADA2 (gene adaB). NCBI's taxonomy places the organism in Eukaryota, Fungi, Ascomycota, Eurotiomycetes, Eurotiales, Aspergillaceae. The transcript has 3 exons. Gene Ontology annotation, biological process: chromatin remodeling; regulation of transcription by RNA polymerase II. The coding region runs from base 1 to 1554 and encodes 517 amino acids. Gene Ontology annotation, cellular component: SAGA-type complex; nucleus. The record is from RefSeq and is a predicted model, not a curated record. Gene Ontology annotation, molecular function: transcription coactivator activity; zinc ion binding; chromatin binding.
AUGGGUGUGAUACGCAAGAAGACCGCCUCACGCGGCACCGAGGCCGGCACUAAGUUCCACUGCGAUGUGUGCUCUAUCGAUGUUACAUCAACAGUUCGCAUCUCGUGUUCGCAUCCCGCCUGCCCAGAAUAUGACCUCUGUGUUCCUUGCUUCUCCGCCGGAAAGAGUUCCAAAAACCAUGACCCCGCCACACAUCCAUUCCAAGUGAUCGAACAGAAUUCAGUCCCCAUAUUCCAAGGGGAUUGGGGUGCCGACGAAGAAUUGUUAUUGCUGGAAGGCGCCGAAAUCUAUGGGUUGGGUUCCUGGGCAGACAUCGCAGACCACAUUGGCGGCUACCGCAGCAAGGAUGAAGUGCGAGACCACUACUAUAACACAUAUGUGAAGAGCGUCAACUUUCCGCUCGCAGCUCGCGCCGAUCCAGACGAUAGGAGCUUGCAGGAUUCAAUCUCCAAAGAGGAGUUUCAAACACGCAAGAAGCGGCGCAUCGAAGAGCGCAAAGAUGCAGCCAAGUCAGCACCUCCCACUACACCCAAGCAAAAGCCAACUGCCAGUGUACCGGCAUGUCACGAAGUGCAGGGCUACAUGCCAGGACGAUUGGAGUUUGAGACCGAGUUCUUGAACGAUGCCGAAGAAGCGGUGCAGCACAUGACUUUCGAGCCCGGGGCUGGACUCAAUGAAAAUGGCGAGCCAGAUGCAGAGACCGAACUCAAGAUGACCGUGGUCGACAUUUACAACUCCCGCCUGACAGCGCGUACCGAGCGCAAGAAAAUCCUCUUCGAGCACAACCUCCUCGAAUACCGAAAGAACACUGCCUUAGAUAAGAAACGGUCCAAGGAAGAACGAGAUUUGUUGAACAAAGCAAAGCCACUCGCACGGAUGAUGAACUGCAAGGACUUUGAAGACGUCAACAAGGGCCUGGAGUACGAGCACAAUCUCCGCUUAGCCAUCUCCCAGCUUCAAGAAUGGCGGCAGAUGGGCAUCGGCGACCUAAAAGCAGGCGAGAAGUAUGAGCAGGAUAAGCAACAGCGCGUACAGCGGCUGCUUCCUCAGGGAUCAUUCGAUCGUUUCGCCAGCACCCGCCCUAAGCAGACACAGCUCACAGAGACCCCAGCGGCAGCAAUCCAGCUCACAACGCCUGAACUGCCGCUGCGACUGCAAAAAGCCGCCAAUCCACACGCACCGGCAGAUCCUGACGACGAACCAUUGAACGAUUUCGAUCGCGCCUUCGCUGUCGAUGGGGAUGCGCCUCCCCCGCAGCCGACGAAGACGAAAUACGUGGUGCCCCCGUUAAGCGGGAUGCCACCGUGGAAGCUGGACAAUGACACUGCUGCCGACUUGCACCUCCUGACCAAGGAAGAGGCAGAGUUAUGCAAUGUUCUACGUCUGAUGCCGAAGCCUUAUCUGGUCAUCAAGGAGACACUCUUGAAAGAAGCAAUGAAGCAGGGCGGCAACCUGAAGAAGAAAGAUGCACGAAUAAUUUGCAAGAUCGAGGGCACUAAAACCAGCCGAAUUUAUGAUUUCAUGGUACACAGCGGUUGGAUCAACAAGGCGUAG